Messenger RNA from Lachnellula hyalina, 1542 nucleotides. RefSeq lists its product as uncharacterized. The record is from RefSeq and is a predicted model, not a curated record. Lineage: Eukaryota; Fungi; Ascomycota; Leotiomycetes; Helotiales; Lachnaceae. The transcript is spliced from 4 exons. The coding region runs from base 1 to 1542 and encodes 513 amino acids. Gene Ontology annotation, molecular function: zinc ion binding; DNA-binding transcription factor activity, RNA polymerase II-specific. Gene Ontology annotation, biological process: regulation of DNA-templated transcription.
AUGGUAGGCGUAGCUGGGAAAUCACAAGGAUGCAACACUUGUCGAAAACGGAGAGUCAAGUGUGAUCAAGUAAGGCCCUCUUGUGGCCAGUGUACGAAAUCUAAACGACAAUGUACUGGAUAUCAACGAAACAGGCACUUCAAAAACUUAAGUGCAUUGGAUAGCGGUACCUUAAUUGCGAGGAAGCAACCAUUGAAUCCUAUCACGGAACCGUCUUUCAUCGAAUAUGACCAUAGCGAGCUCCAUUUAAAGCAAUGGGUGAGAAACGUGAAAACCAAAUCGUUAAUCCUAGAGCAGUCUGAAAGAGUAUCAACCUCUUUAUCUCAGCUCUUCGAUCACUUCUUAUCUGACUACAUCCCCCAAGGCGGAAAGGCUAAGCAGGAACCCCCAGUAUCUUGGCUCCAAACUGUUCAUAAUACUGGUAAUGUCGGAAACAAUACCUCCCUACCCCUCGCAAUAACAGCCUUGAGCCUAGUCCGACUAGGAAGGAAGCAUCAGAACAUGGAGCUGCAAAAUGAGGGUAUGGCUGUCUAUGGACAAGCGCUAGAAGGGAUCCAAGCGAUACUGUCGAGCGAUGAUCUUAUUUUUGAAGAGCAAACACUCGCGAGUUGCAUGACACUAUUGGUCUUUGAGGUACUCGAAACAUCCGGCUCGAAUGUGCGGGGAUGGAUAAGUCAUGUCAACGGAAUCUCGAAACUUUUUCAACUGCGUGGUCCUGAACUGCAUGUCUCUGAAUCGAGCCAUCGACUUUUCCUCGGUUUCAGGCCCACAGGAAUUAUUUAUGCUUUGGCAACACGAAAAUCAAGCUACCUUGGAGAUGAGGAAUGGCUGACUAUCCCAUGGCAAAGGUUUCCAAAAUCUGACUUCCACCAUCUUCUCGAUAUUAUGGCUCGAAUGCCUAGUCUUAUUGAACGAACAGAACUUGCUAUCUCAAUGGAUGCGAUACUAUCCUCGCUGACGGAGAUGGAAUCUCUACGUGAGAGAUGUUGGGCUAUCGAACGUCAGCUUCGUACUUGGUAUAUUAACCUUGUGGACUCAUCAACCACGCCACUACAUUCCGAGACAUCACCGAAGACAAUCGCCUCCGCAACGCUAUCCGACUUGCGGCCAUUGACCGACUCAUCCCUUAACUUUCCAACCUUCGAAACCGCACGUAUGCAUCUCUUCUACUGGGCAGCUCUUCUUUUAAUCUACAACACCCUUACUUCUAUACCAUAUCCUUCAACUUCUUUACAUCAAUGUCCCCAAGUCCACCUUCAGUCGGAAAUACACACAACAGCGAUGCUCAUUGCACGAUCCAUCCCCUACCUUCUAUCUCCAGAAACCCAAACCAUAGGUCCUCAAAAUGCAUUCUUCUCUUUACGAAUUGCUAUGCAUGCCUUUUCGGAGCUCGGAGAAGAUAGAGAGGAGAGAUGGUGUAGAGAUGUGUUUAAGGAACUAGAUAAGAGAGGAUUCCCGUUCGGAAAGAUCUUACCAAAUGUAAAAUGGGAAGAUAUUCCUCAAUUUUUAUAUAAAAUAAGGGAUGAAGCAAAUAAUAAAUAA